CUGCUACUGCGCCCGUCCAGCGGACGCCCGCGGAGCGCCCGAGCUGAUGCAACUGGCCACUGAGUUGGCAGAGAAGAGCGAGCUGAGGAAGGCUCGAGGCGGCGUGGAGGGGCAGAGCUGGCUGCUGCAGUCCUGCUACACUGCGCCCCAGUCCGGGGAGGAGAGUAAGAGUAAGAGAGAGAGCGAGAAAGGCGCUGCUCUGGCGGAGGGAUACGCCGUUCCCUAUAAAAAAGGCUCCGCGCAGCCUCACACCUACAGCAUUUCUGGCAAAGGGAGGAGGAAGCGACGCUGUUCGCUGCCGAUUGCCUUUUGCACCUUCGCCAGAGCACAGAGAGCUAACGCCGCCAACCGCAAUGGCCGAUCAGCUGACCGAAGAACAGAUUGCUGAGUUCAAGGAAGCCUUCUCUUUAUUUGACAAAGAUGGUGAUGGCACCAUCACAACCAAAGAGCUGGGGACUGUCAUGAGGUCGCUGGGUCAAAACCCUACAGAAGCAGAAUUGCAAGACAUGAUUAAUGAAGUGGAUGCUGAUGGCAAUGGCACCAUUGAUUUCCCAGAAUUCUUGACCAUGAUGGCUAGGAAAAUGAAGGACACUGACAGUGAGGAAGAAAUUCGUGAGGCAUUCAGAGUUUUUGAUAAGGAUGGCAAUGGUUACAUCAGUGCAGCAGAACUACGUCAUGUUAUGACAAACUUAGGAGAAAAGUUAACAGAUGAAGAAGUAGAUGAAAUGAUCAGAGAAGCAGAUAUUGACGGAGAUGGACAAGUUAACUAUGAAGAAUUCGUACAGAUGAUGACUGCAAAAUGAAGAGCUCUCCUUUCACCUUUUUUUUCCUCUAGAAGAAUCAAAUUGAAUCUUUUACUUACCUCUUGCAAAAAAAAUGUUCAUUUAUUCAUUCUGUUUCUGUAUAGCAAAACUGAAUGCUGAAAUACCUUCUGUCCACAAACUGCAUGUAAUGGUUGGUGGUCCUGUUCCCCAAAAAAUCAAGUUAGCCAUCAGUUUUUUUUCCAAUAUAAAUAAUUGUACUGCCUUUUAAAAAUAAGAAAGCACUUAGUGAACUCCUCAAAAAGUUCCAUUUGCUAAUAACUAUUACUCUGUUUGGGCUGGCCAGUUUUUCAUGCAUGCAGCUUGACAAUUGAGCACAGUCAGACAUUUGUAUUAAAACAGUUUUAAAAAGGAGAAAAACCUUAAAGGGAAAAAAGCCUAAUCACUCUUUUGUCAAAAAGUGGGUUCUGGCUGAAUCUGUAGUUAUAAAAUUGUCAAAGCUGGUUACUUUCAAAAUUGUUUUAUACCUCAGGUGGUAUGCAGCAAAGUGGCUGAGGACUGGAAAAUGUUUAGAGGCAUCCCCUCCCCCCUCCCCAUUCCCCAUCCAAGGUGGAGAAGGCUCACCAAUAUGUAGCUGUAGUUUGUUUCCAAAAGCAAAUAGGUGGCAUUUCUGUGUUAACUACAUUGAUUUUAAAAUUGUCUGCAUUGCACUAUUGUGGAACGGAUGUUGGGCCAUUACCGUUCUAAAAAGUUUUAACAAAAUCUUUACCAAAGGGCAGGAGCACCUUUGGGUACAUGCUCCUUCUCUCUCUCUCUCUCUCUCUCUCUCUCUCUCUCUUCCUCUCCCUCUCCCCCCCUUUCCCCCUCUCUCUGUUUCUCUCCUUGUCUCUCGUUCUUUCUCUCUUUCUCUCUCUCUUUCUCUUGCAGUUUUAAAAUUUACUGUACCAAGACUUGGAGCUGGCAGAGGAGCCUGUGGACUUCAGCACAACUAUCAACAUCGAUGUUCAAGAUAGUACAGUUAUGUCCAUUCCAAGUUGUAAAUGCUAGUCUUUUUUCCAAUAAAAGACCAUUAACUUAAAGGUGGUGUUACAUGCUUUGUAAAAGCCGAAAAGAUUUAUCUCUAUACAAUUUGAGAGAUUAAACCAAAAAGGAAAAAAAAAGAAAAAAAAAGGUAAGGCGGCAGUACAAAAGAAAAAUGUGUUCUGUGAAUGACUUGCUGCUAAAUUAUAAUGCACAUGUAUGCAAUAACUUAACCUGUUUAAUGUUUCUUCAAGAUGGCAAGAACUGACCUCUUGUAACCCAAGACCUUUGCUAUAAAUAAAUGAACUUGUGCUUGC
This is a messenger RNA of Ahaetulla prasina, 2098 nucleotides long. It is a transcript of the gene CALM1, whose product is annotated as calmodulin 1. Lineage: Eukaryota; Metazoa; Chordata; Lepidosauria; Squamata; Colubridae. The record is from RefSeq and is a predicted model, not a curated record. The transcript has 6 exons. Gene Ontology annotation, molecular function: calcium ion binding. Bases 354 to 803 code for a protein of 149 amino acids.